AUGAGUCGUAACGUGAAUAAAGCGAACUCUGUUCUCGUGCGAUACCAGGAGCUACAGGCUGCCGAAACCGGUGGUUAUCAGGAUUUUUCGCGGUUGAAAAGACCUACCAGGAUCAAUAAGGUAACGAAGUUGGAUGAAGCACUUCGAUGGAGAAACGAGCUUGUGAAGGAGAUAGGUCAACGUGUGACACAGAUUCAUGAUCCAUCGUUAAACGAGUCUCAAAUCACGGAAAUAAACGAUGAACUCAAUAAACUAUUCCAGGAGAAGGGCAGAUGGGAUUUCCAUAUCAGAAAUAAGUUAAAGGGUCCAGAUUUGAAGAAGAGGAAGCAGUUAAAUACCACAGGCGGAACCCUCAUAGAUGGGAAAAGGUAUUUCGGUAGAGCUUUAGAAUUACCAGAGGUUCAAAAAUUAUUGAGGGAAUCCAAGGAACAAAGAGAGAAGGAAAGAAGUGGGAAGGAAAAGAAAGCGGAGUUGCAGAGGAAAAUCAAACGAUGGGAAAGUACAUUGAAAGACGACUAUUUUGUAGGAAAUAACAGUGAUGAACUUCUUGAAUAUGAGAAGAAACGUACUGGCUCACUUCGAUCAACUAUUCAUUCUUCUGAUCGGGACCCUUCUUUUGUGAUACCAAAUUUUGACGUUCCAUCCUUAAAAGAUGUCGAACUUUGGUUGGUGCAAAGAAGAAAGAAUGAGUUAAAGAAGCAACUCGGGUUGUAG
This is a messenger RNA of Kluyveromyces lactis, 714 nucleotides long. RefSeq names its product Isy1p (gene ISY1). The record is from RefSeq and is a predicted model, not a curated record. The transcript has a single exon. Lineage: Eukaryota; Fungi; Ascomycota; Saccharomycetes; Saccharomycetales; Saccharomycetaceae. Gene Ontology annotation, biological process: mRNA 3'-splice site recognition; generation of catalytic spliceosome for second transesterification step. The coding region runs from base 1 to 714 and encodes 237 amino acids. Gene Ontology annotation, cellular component: post-spliceosomal complex; post-mRNA release spliceosomal complex; catalytic step 2 spliceosome.